Messenger RNA from Aspergillus welwitschiae, 268 nucleotides. RefSeq lists its product as uncharacterized. The record is from RefSeq and is a predicted model, not a curated record. The transcript has a single exon. The coding region runs from base 55 to 234 and encodes 59 amino acids. NCBI's taxonomy places the organism in Eukaryota, Fungi, Ascomycota, Eurotiomycetes, Eurotiales, Aspergillaceae.
UCUACUUUCAACCAUACAUAUUCCCCGUUCCUUCAUUGCAAAUAACUGCCCAACAUGGAUAAGAUCAAGGAGGUGAGACUCCUUUCCCCUUCCCCUCCCCCUGUUGGCGGGGUAGCUUCUAAGCUGCCUGGAACUGCACAUGCACCACCACCACAUGCAUCUUUUACUUCUCCCACCGCAUCACUCAUUCAUCAUGAUCCAUCUAUCAUCAUUACUAGAAGGAGAAAUGUAUAAAUAAACUUGAGAUCUCCGAAAACUGACCACCAUG